Molecule: messenger RNA, 657 nt
Organism: Mesocestoides corti
Lineage: Eukaryota; Metazoa; Platyhelminthes; Cestoda; Cyclophyllidea; Mesocestoididae
Source: the annotation of a GenBank genome assembly
AUGCGCGCGGCAUUGGAGUUUACCGAGGCGAAAGCCAAAGUAAACAGCCUGCCAGGUCCAGCUACUGUUGGUCGUCGGAGGUACACACGCCCGUCGUUGCCUGCCAACCGCGCCACUUUGCCAGACACCCUGACGCUCAACGGUUGGUUUACUCGUUGUCAUAGUAACCGAACGCGACAAAGGUACAGAAUCGACGAUAUCCUUUUCCUCGAGUACAUUCGUAAGUGUGAGGUGACGAGUCCGAUCGUUGACAUUCACACCCAAGCUGGUGUCCUGAUUGGUCCUGAAGGUCACUGCUCGUGGAAGCUCCAACAUCUGGCUCGACUGCACGUCAAAGCGUCCGAUUUGUCGAAGCACGAACUCAACGCAGCAUCCGAGCUUUCACUGGAUCGCUGGAACAGAAAAGUCUUGCUGUACAACGAUAAAUCAACACCUCCACAGAUGAUCGAUAGGAGGGCCAGUGUGCCCUCCUACCGUCCACAACGUACUCCCAACUUUACACCAGUAGAUUUUAAUCUUUUCGUGGAAUCAGAGGCCUGCACGACACAUUCUGGUGACGAAGAAGCUUUCCCUACGUCGACUUUGUGGAAAUCGACGACGACUAGGUCCCUUGAAACUCCAAUGAAGCCGUCGGCUGCUUGUGACAUUUCAGUCUGA